AUGAACUCGAACUAUGUAAAAAAGUGUACCGAGGUUUUGCUGAACAUACCGGCCCACAAGCCGGCCACAACCAAUAUUGCUGCUGCCGGUGUUGUGGUUGCUCAUACCGAUCCUUCCUACGCCAUCCCACCGCAACAACCGCAAACGAAGACCAACCCGAACAACAACAGAGCGAGCAAAAAAGCCUCCCAAAGGGGUCGAACUGCUGCUGGUGGAGGUGUCGGUGCAGGAAAGCGUCCGAUUUGGCGUCACCCCGGUGCCGGUCCGGUUGCUGGUUUCGGCCGCCCUGUGGAUCGUACCACGAAUGAGCACAAGUUCGUCAGACCUUGCUGUCCCUCACGCCGUCCAGACACAUCACAUCCCGGACGUGAUCGGGUCGAUUGCCGGUGGGAAGAGCAGGUCGGGCAGUCUCCUCCAACGCACGUACCGCACACUCCGACCACCGGUGACAUGAUUGCGGACCCGAUUCAGGAAGGUCGAGGAGGAGGCGCAGAUAACGUCAAUCAUCCGGAUGGAAUUGGACAGACGAACGUGGAGACGCCGUCAACAAAGGUGGGUGGCACAGCGGUGGGACGCAAUCGUCCACCGGAGGAAUGUCACGACCGUCAACCGGUGUCCUGGUCCGGGAUACUGUCCAAAGCUAGUUCUCUUCCAGCUGUCAGCGAACGAAAGGACGGUACAAAUUGUGUGCGCGACAGCCCCGAAUGCCCGAACUGUCAGCUGCUGCAGCGUAACUGGCAGGACGAGCGGCACCGGCACGCCCAGGAAAGCGCCCAGUUAACGGAGCAGAUUAAUUAUCUGCAGAAACAACUGCGGGUGGAUGCGCAGCUUGAGCAACGGAUGGGCGAAACGAUAAAAGCACGGUACGCUAGCAUGGAGCAAGAUAUUACGAAAUUAAAGCUCGCGGUCGAUGAGAAAAACAGCGAGCUGGUCCUGAUUAACGACCUGAAACGUAACCUAAAAGAGACGCAAAGCAAGCUGAAGCGGGUGGAACAGCAGCGGAGCGAACUGGAAAAGCGACUAAUGGUGGCCCAGCUGGAAAAUAAGAAGCUGGAGCUUUUCUUGGACACUCAAACCUUGCACUUGCGGAAGGUGAAAACCGAGCUCAGCCACAUUCACACUCUUUCUGUGAAGCAGAUAGAAUUUCUGGACGAACCGUCCGAUGCGCUGAUAAUGGACGAUACCAGCAGCGCACGUCGUCACCGUCAUCCAUCGAUGCAUAAUUAUGCACCAACCGUACAGUCCUCAGAGUGCGAUACCACUACCACGAAUGCGAGCGUUGCAAGUCCCGUCCAAUCACUACUUUCCCUUGGGACACCAUCGAAAGAUCAUCACACAACUCGACGAAACGUCGAUCCCAAGCAGUCAUCUUCGAAAACUCCCAGAAUCGCACUCGAGGCGGCCACGAAACGAAAAUCUCAUUCCCGGUCCGUCGCCAGCACCACCUACACCAUGGAGGAAUCAAUACCUUCGUUAGCGUCGGAUUCGGAUCGAGAUAAUGCGGCUCGUGUGCGAGGGAACGCGUCCACGUCGUCCUGCACCGUGGUAUCGUACGAUGACAAUGGAAAACAUAACGAAUGUGCGGCCCACUACCCGGCACCAGAAAUCAAUCGUGCCGAUCACGAUGACAACCGCAUCCGUCACCAUGCGAGUGCAAGCGUUUCGGAUUACAACGCCGGGCGCCGGAAGUUGACCGCGGCCAGGCAACCGGACGACGCCGUGAAAUGGCAGCGCGAUGAUAAAGAACACCAUCUCACCGCUCGCACCACAACGCAAAGCUGUGCAGUGGAUGAAGGCGAUAAAUAUGGCCAUCGAGCGGAAUGGUUCGGUCAGCGCACGGUAACACACGACGACCGUCAGCAAUUCGUCGUCGAGAUCUACGAAAACAUAACACUCCCAGUGUCACCGCGCCCAUUCCAGCACAAUCUGUCCAUCGCGCCACUGUCGGAGGAUGACCCUGACGACUCGUUGACGUCGGCACCACUAUCGUAA
Anopheles marshallii is the source of this 1992-nucleotide messenger RNA. RefSeq lists its product as uncharacterized. The record is from RefSeq and is a predicted model, not a curated record. The coding region runs from base 1 to 1992 and encodes 663 amino acids. The transcript is spliced from 6 exons. Lineage: Eukaryota; Metazoa; Arthropoda; Insecta; Diptera; Culicidae.